GCAGGUACAGCCAACAUCUCGGCCAGCCGAGCAAAGAGAAAAUAGAAUUUGUGUUUUCAUGAGGUUCCAUCAGGUGGAAGGAAGCCCUCCAGAGCUGAGGUUACUCCUGCUGGGAAGAGACUGGCUGGAGAAGAGCCUGACAGGAAAUAUUCUUCUGGACAGGAAGCUGUUCGACCCAUGCAGGCCGGUGGACAUGUGUGUGAGGAGACAGUGCGUCCAUGCAGACGGCCGCAGGGUCACCGUGGUCAGCACCCCCCAGAGGUGGGUCCAGUACGCGGUGGAUGACUGGUCUCUGGUGGACAGGAACGUGGCAGACAGCUUGUCCCUGUGUCAGCCCGGGCCCCAUGCCUUCCUCAUGGUUGUCCCACUGAAGUCCUGCAGGGGCAGGGAGUGGACACUGGAGGGCCCCCUUGAGCUGCUGAACGAGGCACUCUGGAGGAGCAUGAUGGUGGUGUUGACUGGUCAUGAGAAACUCACAGGAGUUUCAGUGGAGGAGUACAUAGCCAGACACCAGUACCUCAGGGAAAUGGUGGAGAGGUGUGGACACAGGUACCAAGUCCUGAACACAACUGGCAAUGAUGUCACUCAUGUAAAAGAGCUGUUUGAGAAGAUUGACAGGAUGGUAACUGGAGAUGUUGAAGAGGGUGGAGAAGGUUAUUUCACCAUGAAGGAGAGCAUUCACAGAGCCGCAGAAGUGAGGAAGAGAGUGGAGGAGGAGAGAGCAGAGCAAAGAAGAGUGAAGAUGCAGAGGAGGAGAGACACACUGAGAUCUCUGCUCCAAGGUUUGCCACAUUAUCUCCAAGAGCUGAACAUAGUGAUGGUGGGAGCUCGAAGAGCUGGUAAAAGCUCAACAGGGAACAGCAUUCUGGGUGACAAAGUCUUUGAGGCUGGACGCUCAACAUUGAAGUGUGUAAGCAGACAGGGUGACGUGGCCGGGCAACUGGUUUCGGUGGUCGACACUCCCGGCUGGCACGCCAGAUACUUCUCAGAAGACACCCCACAGGAAAUCCGUCUUGAGAUUACCCAGAGUGCCUUUCUAUCUGACAAUGCCCCUCAAGCUUUCCUCGUGGUCGUACGAUGUGAUGAGACGUUCACGGAGACGGACCGGUCCAGACUGGAGGAGCAUCUGAAGCUUUUUGGACCAUUAAUCUGGAGCCGUACUGUGAUUCUGUUUACAUGGGGAGACCGGCUCAGUGGCACCUCCAUAGAGCAGCACAUAGAGAGGUGGCCUGGCCUGUGCUGGCUGGUGGACCGGAGUGGGAACAGGUACCAGGUGUUGGAGAACACAGGUCUGGCUGAGGCCUGUCAGGUUAGAGAGCUGCUGCAGAUUAUCAAAGACACUGUGGUGGAAAACGAGGGCGGACGUUUGGUGAACACACUGUGGGAGUUCCAGGAGAGUAACAGGAAGUUGGUUCAAAGGUCAGAGGAAAUCAGUAGAGGGUUGGAUGAGGUUGAAAAGGAGAAUGUCCAGCUUAAACUGAUGCUCAAGGAGAAAGAGAGGAUAGUGGCAGAUGUGAAUGAGAGAUGUGCAGAGAAAGAUUACAUGGUCACAGACUUGAGGCAAAUAAACAAAUUGAGAGAGCAAGAAGCUGAGGAAAGAAAGUUUGAGUAUGAGCAACAGAUUGAGGCUCUCACGCAGUCAUGCGAAGAAAAAGAUGUGGCUCUGGAAAAGAUUGAGAGAGAGCAUGGUGUUGAAAUCAGAAAGCUUCAAGAGCAGGUAGAAGAGCUGAAAAAGAGAAGAGAGGAGGCAGAACAAGACUGGGGCGCCACUGCUGAGCUUCAGGAACGAUAUCUAGAGAGUGAGUCAUGGUGUGUUGGAAUGGAGAAGGAAGUGUCAGAACUGAGUCGACAGCUGGAAGAGUACCGGCUCCAGAGUAGAGGGAUGGAGCUCCUGCUGACGCACAUGAAGGAGGACCUGUCCAGACUCUGGAGAAAAACACCUGCUGGCCAGACUGAUAUCACAAAUCUCAAGAUGGAGUGGAAUGUCUCUUCAGAGCAGACUGGAAGUCCACCACAAGCACAGCUCGAUGAGGAGGAAUGGAGAGAUGCAGCAGGACCUGGAGUGCAGAGAGCAAUGGAAGAGUUGAGGAGGACAGUGUCCUGGCUGAGGGUUGGAACUGUAGCGCUCGGGGCUGUGGUUGGAGCCGUGGCUGGGUCUGUCCACGCUCCGUUGAGGGUUGCCACCGGGGGCGUUGUAGGGGCUGCUGUAGGGGCUCUACUGGGGGCCUCACUGGCCCAGAAGAAGUCUGGAGAAAAUAGAACAGUCACAUUUCUGACAAACAGGCCUCCACCAAAAAACAGAGAUUGUGAACCGUAAAUGUGAAAUGUGAUUACUGAUACAAUAAGUAAAAAAGAAUCCA
This is a messenger RNA of Osmerus eperlanus (European smelt), 2360 nucleotides long. RefSeq names its product GTPase IMAP family member 8-like. The record is from RefSeq and is a predicted model, not a curated record. The transcript has 4 exons. The coding region runs from base 59 to 2317 and encodes 752 amino acids. Lineage: Eukaryota; Metazoa; Chordata; Actinopteri; Osmeriformes; Osmeridae. Gene Ontology annotation, molecular function: GTP binding.